CGGCGGCGAGCCCCGAUGAGGCGGCCCCGGCCCCGCAGCAGCGCCCCCGGCCCGAUGGAGGCCCCGCCGUGGGACCCGGUCCGCAACGACUCGCUGCCGCCCACGCUCACCCCCGCGGUGCCCCCGUACGUGAAGCUCGGCCUCACCAUCGUCUACACCGUGUUCUACUCGCUGCUUUUCGCGUUCAUCUACGCGCAGCUCUGGCUGGUGCUGCGCUACCGCCACAAGCGGCUCAGCUACCAGAGCGUCUUCCUCUUCCUCUGCCUCCUCUGGGCCUCCCUGCGGACCGUCCUCUUCUCCUUCUACUUCAAAGACUUCGUGGCGGCCAACGCGCUCAGCCCCUUCGUCUUCUGGCUGCUCUACUGCUUCCCCGUCUGCCUGCAGUUCUUCACGCUCACGCUCAUGAACUUGUACUUCACGCAGGUGAUUUUCAAAGCCAAGUCAAAAUAUUCUCCAGAAUUACUCAAAUACCGGUUACCCCUCUACCUGGCCUCACUCUUCAUCAGCCUCGUUUUCCUGUUGGUGAAUUUAACCUGUGCAGUGCUGGUGAAGACAGGAAAUUGGGAGAGGAAGGCCAUUGUCUCCGUGCGUGUGGCCAUUAAUGACACACUCUUUGUGCUGUGUGCCGUCUCUCUCUCCAUCUGCCUCUACAAAAUCUCCAAGAUGUCCUUAGCCAACAUUUACUUGGAGUCAAAGGGCUCCUCUGUGUGUCAAGUGACUGCCAUUGGUGUGACCGUCAUCCUGCUUUAUACCUCCCGAGCCUGCUACAACCUGUUCAUCCUGUCAUUUUCUCAGAGCAAGAAUGUCCAUUCCUUCGAUUAUGACUGGUACAAUGUAUCAGAUCAGGCGGAUCUGAAGAAUGAGCUGGGCGAUGCUGGCUAUGUGGUGUUUGGCGUGGUCCUAUUUGUGUGGGAGCUCUUACCUACCACCUUGGUCGUUUACUUCUUCCGAGUUAGGACCCCUGCAAAGGACCUUACCAACCCUGGAAUUGUCCCCAGCCAUGGAUUCAGCCCCAGAUCUUAUUUCUUUGACAACCCACGAAGAUAUGAUAGUGACGAUGACCUUGCCUGGAACAUUGCCCCUCAGGGACUUCAGGGAAGCUUUGCCCCAGACUACUAUGAUUGGGGACAGCAAACGAACAGCUUCCUGGCACAAGUGGGAACUCUCCCACCAGACUCAGCUUUGGAUCCUGACAAACCAAGCCACGGGUAGCAUCGGGAAACAGUUUUAUGGAAGAUUCCUCAAGUGAAGAGCUUCAAAGAGACUAACUUAAUGAAUUUUUAAGCUGAAUUUUUAAGGCACUUUUCCUUAAGAAAUAGGACUUGAUGUUUAUUUGUUACAGGUUUCUAAUGGCUCCAUAGGACUAAGCAAUAAUUCAGAUUGAUAAAACCUUAUUUUAGUACUAAAAAAGUGAGCCUGGCUGCCUAUUUCAGUGGGUAUAAUUUAAACUUUAAAAAAAUUCUGUACUUUUAUAAAGAUAUAUUUUAUAUAACUUAACACUAGAAUAUAUACUAGCAUUUUUUUGAGAAUGUUAUUGCAAUAUGUUUGUAGUUUGCACAGACUUUUAUGCAUAAUUCACUUUAAAAGCAUACAGUACACGGUCUGAUGGUUGUUUAAGGCUUUUGGGCUAAAGUAUUCUCCAGAUCCUUACCUCUUCAGAUCGUACAGAUACUGAGUUUCAUGCCUGGUAGACUCUAAACAUAGUUGACGUCUAGAAAGUCAGUUACAACUCCAGUGUUAAAAGCUACAACUCUGUUAAAAGCAGAGUAUCAACAGACUACAUACAAGGUCAUUGAUUCCUUCCUUCGAGUUAGGUCCAGACAGUUGUUCCCUCAAAGAAUCUCCAGAAUUUUGCCAAAACAGUGGUACUUCUUUCAGCAGGGCACUAACGUAUACACUUCAGUGAUAAGUGGAUACGUUAAAAACAUGGAUAAAAUUGACACCACUAAACCACCUCUACUAUCUUCAGAAACUCUGCAGUUUUCAGCCCAGUGAACUCCCAUAUCCGUUACCUCAGUAUUUUUGCAAGACUGCACCUUUCCCAAUCACUGACAUUCAGUACAUUCAAGGAACAAAGGAGAGGUUGUCAAAGGGGAUAAAUAAUAAAUGCCCUUGAUCCAGAAGACUGUAUGGCAUCCAAAUAGUUUUCCUGUAAUUUCCCACCCUAUUUAAAAUAAUGUCCUGUAUUUUUAAAUUGCUCUGAAAAGCAGGCUAUUAGAAGCAGUGGCUAAAAAAUGAGAGUAGCAUCUCAGUGUACUAUAGCAGGAUUCCUGGAGCUCAGUCGUGUAAGAGGGCAUGUUACAGACAAUGGCUUGUAAGUCGUCUUCUGCUGAAAUGAAAUACUAGUUCUCCAGCCGCGGGUAUGAUUCUAAAACCUCCAAGAUGUAUACAGGUAAAACUGCCUGCAAUAGGAAACUGUGGUGCAAGGCUCCCUUGGGGAGGUUAAAUGCUCUUAUUUUCCUUAAAGCAGAGGGAAGGCUCUAGAGGAUUUACUGUCACCAGAGAGACAGUAUCCACUCUGCCUAGGAAAUGUCAUCUCUCGAGACAGGAUGAGGAGGAGCAGAUGAAGAAAAAGUAGGGUUAAUAAGUUCUGCCUUCAUGGGGAAAGCCAUUUCAAAUGUCUCUUAUUUCCUAUUUUGGUCUUCCGAAAGGAUUUAUCUCUGGGCGUUGAUUUCACAGAGAUCAAGUCUACUUCUCUUGAUGGUAAUUAAAAUUGCCAUCUCAAGGUUUAAAUGCCUUGUGAUUGGGAUUCUCAUUUGUAUAGAACGCCUUUAUCCUGCAUAAUCCCACAUAAUAGUGUUCUUGCCUUUCAGCAUUUGGAAGAAUUGCAGUCACAUAUUAUUGAAAAUAGUUACUGUCAGGGAAAAUUCUAGACUGAAGCAAAAUUUGCACUGAUUAUUUGGGUUGCCUUAAAAUAUUAUAAGUUGUUAUUAUUCUAAAUAGCUUUAGGAACAUCCUACUUGUCAUACUUUGUUACUAAUACUUAGGAGAAUUUAAAGGGAGUCCCAGCAUAUGCUUAAAACUUUAAAUCGUGCUUUCAGAAAGUACUUUAAUUAGGAUAUCCAAGGGCAGGUAUAUUUUAAAAAAUACAGUAAUUUAAAAAAAUCACUAAAAUCAUCCAAGUAUUAUACUCCUGCUGUAUCAACACAUUAUUAUUCUGUUAUUACUGGUAGGAAAAUGGAAAUAUCCAGCAUUAAGUGAUAAAAGCCAUAAUCUAUUUUUAUAAUAAAGCUGCUACUAUUUGAACUAUUUUUUUAUUGGAAAGAAUAAAAAUGUUAUAAGAGCCUAUUUUUCCCUUCCCUUUUUAAAAAAAGUAGUGCUAAAGCACAAAUAUUAUAAACACAUCCAUAAUAUAAAUAGGAUUGUAGCAAACUAUCUUUAUCUCAUAGUAAAUGACCAUGUAUACCCUGUGAAAUAUUAUAGAUAUGAUAGGUACGCAAAGAGAAAUUAAGAUUUCUUUAGGUUCCUAAUUAUAUUGUGUUGUGAACGAGGUCACUACCAAAGCUCCUCCUCAGGUGGAAUAGUAAAGACUCAGAGAAGGCAAAGAAUGGGGAUGGGAUUACCCAUUGUCAAAUACAGAGAUGCCCUUCUGUUUUAAGGCAACAUGAUGAAAUUAAAACCCUGGUCAUUUGAAAGUUAAAAAUGUAGGGGCAAAAGGCAAUGUCACUAAAAAUUUUGUAUGAAGUCUAAUUCAACACUAAAGGCUGCACAUGGCUGUUUCUGUGCACCUACUGGAAAUCUGCAGGUUAUUGUCUAAAAAUGCCAACUGGUUUGUGUAGAUAUUUUUUCACUGGCUCUUUUUUUUCUUUCUCCAAUUAACUCACUUGGUUGAGCCAAUAUUACAACAUCAAGAGUAUGUCACACAUGGAGCUGUGGACUGUAAGUAGUUUUUUGACUCUUACAAUAUGCACAUCAGUUACAUUGAGUUAUGCCGAUUUUUUCUCGGAUGUACCAGGCAUGUUGUUAAAACUCUGCUGGUUACCAUGUCUAGCUAUGUAGAUCAAGCACACUUGCUGGUGUAUCCCCAAAUAUCCUCUUUUACCAAAAUCCAAUAGAACUGCUCUUUGUUGGCCUUGAACACUUAAUUCCUAUCAGGAGGAAAGGAAUAGGCAUUAGUAAAUCCCAGAGCAUGAAAAGUACUUAAGAGAAAAAGGUUUAUAUAUUUACAUAGAUGUUACUAGUCUAUUUUAAUUUUUCUAAAAUUAUCUUUUUAUUUCUUUAACAAAGGUACACUUAGAAUUAAAUGGGCCUAAAUAUUUGAAGUUUUUAAAAAGAUUUCCAACUAAAGAAACUUUGUUUAAAAAAAUAAUCUUGUUUUCACUUCAGAAUGCUAGAUAAUAAAAUCUAGACAAGUGUAGGUCUGAUCAAAGACAUCUUUCCAAAAAAAAAAAAAAAAAAAAGACAUCUUUCCCAUUUUUGGCCCCAGGGGAGAAUUUUAUUUAAAAAAAAAAAUUCUAACUGUGCAUAACCAUUUAAGACUUCUCAUGGUCCAGAGGAGCUGCUGGAAAGGAUCAGGCUAAAAAGUAGAAUUCUCAUCAAAAACUAUAAAGUGGUCAAAGUGAGGAAACACUUAAAAAGGAAUGGAGGGAAUGGAAUUCACUGUCUACUGCAUGCCUGUUACAUGCUAGACAAUGAACGACUGGGUGUUUGCUGGUCUGAGUGUCCAGUCUGUAAACCGUUCCAUUAACCCUACUCAAGGCCCUUAGUAGGGAUAUGUGGAAAACCUCUUGCACCAAUGGGCCCAAAUACCUGGAAGCAUGUGAAAGAUGUCCCUGUGCCUCCAACCUAGCUAUCUGUGCAAAUUCCCUGUACCUGUCAUGCAGCAAUCUGGGCCUGGGAAUCGAAGGUGGGUUCUGUCAGUGUGGAGUUCUUUCUGCCCAGGUCAGCAGGUAGGGGGUUAGAGUCCUCAGAUCCAAAUCCAGGGACUCAGCAGCUACUAAUGGUUUCUGCCUGGUUCCUCUAAAGAUGGAUUUCUUUCAUCUAUUCCCUGACCUGGAACUGAAACCGAUUCUGUUUUCCCAGAAACUGGUUAUACCUUGCCAAGAUUAAUUCCAUUGUAGCCUCCAAAAGGGACUUCCCUUUUGCGGUGUGGUUGCCCUACUGCUCAGAAUAGUAGACUCUAUCUCCAGAACCUAUUUUCUGCCUCUGAACUUCAGUGUGGACAGAACAGGAGAUCAGAUGCCUCCUCCCUCUAGCUGGAUUUAUGACCUCAUUCUCUCUAGCCUGUACGAGCCCUAAAUCCCCCACUUUCUCUGAACCUGUUUCCCUCCAGUCCCUUUGCAGUCCCAAGUCCUGGAGCUCCUUGAAGGCAUGGAGAUAUAAAAGGGCUUACCAGGGCCAUUCAGUUUGUGUUGCUGAGAAUCCUUGGCUGUCCCCUUACUGAAUUCACUAGCCCAGAGCUUAGGUUUGCAGACUUAAAAACCUAUCUGAGGGGAGAACACCUAUUUGGAUGUAUAUUGUUAAGGAAAUCUAUAUGGAAAGUGAGAUAAUGUAUCAGACUGCUGCCUGACUCAGACACAGACUCUGACUCUGGUAUUAGCUGGAUGAUUUUAUUUUGUGACAACUUGAUGGCACUGUCAAGCAGACACUAAGAUUCAUUCACAUUGAGGGCAUCCUCUCCACCAGACAGGUUUCUAUGUUAGCUAUUCCUCUUCAAUGAACGUAUUCUUUCUCUGGGUGAAUUCUCAGUAUAAACCAGAUAUAGCCUAGUUAGGUUACAGAAUUCAUAAGUUACAUGAUGGCAGGAACAGCUGUGUUUUGUUCACUGCUAUGUUCCCAGCACAAACAACAGUAAAUGGUCAAAUCCUGUUCUUGUGGUAGAUGGUCUUUCUUUUUCAAAGGUAACUUCUCUCACUUGCAUUUUUAUCCACGGCAUAUGGAUUUGACCAGUAUAAGGGCCUAUCCCUGUUUUCUCACAUAUCUAACUUUUGGGUAAGGGAAUUAAUUCAUAAUGUAAUUUUAAAAAGGAAAUAAGGAUUUUACAUAAAGACAACCUCCAGGAAUGAUUUGAGACAGAUUGGGUUCUCACUGACAUGAAAUUCUGUCUCCGUCUAUGCAGGCACUACAUGCCCACUCUUUGCCCUCACCUGUUUGGGCACUGGCAGAUAGAAUACUGAAAUAAUGAACAGUAAAAAGUAGAUCUUUAUCAGCUAAAGUAUAAAAUUAAAAGAAUAGGGACGCAUGAAAGUGGUUAAAAGUGCGCAACUCUUGAGAAAACACUGAAUUGAGCAAAGUUCCAGCAUAAUCUAUAUGUUAGUGAAUUUUUUUUUCUAAAGCUCAUAUGAAAUAAAUAAGCACAGCUAAAUAAAACUUUUUUAAAAGGGUGGCAGUUGGGGAGAAGAGGGAGCCAACACACCAGAUAUUUAAACACAGACCCUGAGUAAUUAAAAUAGCUGUGGUCCUGGUGGCUGAGUAAACAGACCAAUGAAACAGAAAGAGAACCCAGAUAUGGAGCUAAUUCUGUGUGCGAUGCGAGAUAUAAUAAAUGAAGCAUCUCAGACUAGGGAGGACAUGAUACAACUGUUCAGUCAAUGGUAUUGGAAUAACUGGAUGAUCACCUAGGAAGAAAUGAGGCUGGAUCUGUAACUUACAUCCUACACUGGGACACACUCCAAAGGGAUCAAAACUUAGAUCUAAAAAACCUCCAAAAGAAACAAUAGGUGAAUAACUGCUGUGUAAAGAAGGUGUUUAAACUAUGACUCAAGCCCAGAAACCACUGAGAAACAGAAAUUAAAAAAAAAAAAAUCACAAGGCAAAAACCACCAUAAGCCAAGUCAAAAGACAGACACCAACUUAAAAAGAAAUUUAGAGCCCACCAAAAAGGAGUAAUAUGUAACCAGGUACUCCUAUAAACAAGGUCAACAAUGCAGUAGAAAAGUGGGCAACAGGUAUGAAUGUGAGGAACACAAGUGGAUCUUAAACAUGUUAAAAGGAGUCAACCUCAGUUGAAGUAUGAAAAAUAGAAACUAAAACACAUUAAUCUGUAAUUUUGUACCUAUCAGAAUGGCAAACAUCAUACCCACAUCCACGCAGGUAAGGUUGUGGGUGAGCAUGCAGUGUCUUAAGUUGCAGAUGGAUAUGUGAACUGGGUAACUGCCUUGAUGGAGGGAAAUACUCUAUUUUUCAAAAUUAUAAAUAUACACGGUCUGUAACUCCAAAAUUCCAUUUAGGGGAAUUUAUUCUACAAGAACAUAUUUAUGUAUGUGUGAAAUGACAGGAUAUACACAAGGUUUGGAAACCAUCCAAAUGCCCAUUAGUAGGGGAUUGGUUAAACAAUUGUAUGAAUAUAUAAUGGGAUACCAAGCAGUUAUUGAAAAAAAAAAAAAACUUUAACGAGUAAGCUAUCUAGGGAUGUGGGAAGAGUACCAACAAAAAGAAAGUGAAUAAAAGUACAUGGUAUGUAUAAGAUGCCACUCUUUGGGGAAAAAAAAUGAGAGGAACAGUUAAGACUUUACAUUUGUAUUUGUUUGUAUAUGCCUAAAAUAUGUAUGGAUGGAAACAGAAGAAACCCCAAACCAGAGGUUAUGGGGGUGAGGGGUGGGACGUACAGUAUGGGCAGUUGGGCUGAGGACCAGAAGAAGACAUUCCACUGUGUAGUCUUCCAUGUUUUUUUGGUUUUUUGAACCAUGUGAAUGUAUUAGCAUUUGAAAAAUAAAGAUUUUAAAAGCCUUA
Canis lupus familiaris (dog) is the source of this 7671-nucleotide messenger RNA. It is a transcript of the gene GPR137B, whose product is annotated as G protein-coupled receptor 137B. The record is from RefSeq and is a predicted model, not a curated record. Bases 16 to 1212 code for a protein of 398 amino acids. The transcript is spliced from 7 exons. Gene Ontology annotation, cellular component: lysosomal membrane. Gene Ontology annotation, biological process: negative regulation of bone resorption; regulation of autophagy; positive regulation of TORC1 signaling. Lineage: Eukaryota; Metazoa; Chordata; Mammalia; Carnivora; Canidae.